AUGGCCAACGCCAGCGAGGCGGACGAGCUGGGCCUGCCGGGCCCCCCAGCGGCCUCCACCUACGCCAAGCUGCUGCUGCUGGCACUGAUCAUCUGCGUGAGCCUGGCGGGCAACCUGGCCCUGGCGCUGCUGGUGCUGAAGGAGCGGGGGCUGCACCGGGCCCCCUACUACUUCCUGCUGGACCUGUGCCUGGCCGAUGCCGUGCGGGCGGCCGUCUGCUUCCCCUUCGUCCUGGUCUCCAUCCGCCACGGCUCGGCCUGGACCCACAGCCCGCUCAGCUGCAAGGUGGUGGCCUUCCUGGCCGUCCUCUUCUGCUUUCACGCCGCCUUCCUCCUCUUCUGCAUCAGCGUCACCCGGUACAUGGCCGUGGCUCACCACCGCUUCUACGCCAAGCGCAUGACCCUCUGGACGUGCGUGGCCGUCAUCUGCAUGGUGUGGACCCUCUCGGUGGCCAUGGCCUUCCCGCCCGUCUUCGACGUGGGCACCUACAAGUUCAUCCGGGAGGAGGACCAGUGCAUCUUCGAGCACCGGUACUUCAAGGCCAACGACACGCUGGGUUUCAUGCUCAUGCUGGCCGUGCUGGUGGGGGCCACCCACGCCGUGUACGGGAAGCUGCUCUGCUUCGAGUACCGCCACCGCAAGAUGAAGCCGGUGCAGAUGGUGCCGGCCAUCAGCCAGAACUGGACGUUCCACGGGCCGGGUGCCACCGGCCAGGCGGCCGCCAACUGGAUCGCCGGCUUCGGCCGGGGCCCCAUGCCGCCCACACUGCUGGGCGUCCGGCAGAAUGGCCACGCUGCCAACCGCUGGCUGCUGAGCAUGGAGGAGUUCAAGGCGGAGAAGCGGCUGGGGAAGAUGUUCUACGUCAUCACCGUCCUCUUCCUCCUCCUCUGGUCGCCCUACAUUGUGGCCUGCUACUGGCGGGUCUUCGUCAAGGCCUGCAGCAUCCCGCCCCGCUACCUGGCCAUCGCCGUCUGGUUGAGCUUCGCCCAGGCCGCCGUCAACCCCGUCGUCUGCUUCCUGCUCAACAAGGAGCUCAAGAAGGGGCUGGCGGCCCGUGUGCCCUGCCGCAGGACAGAGCCCCCCCUGCCCCGGGAGCCAUACUGUGUCAUGUGACGGGGGGCUGGAUACGGCAGGCCGGGGGACGAGGGCGGGAGUCUGGACAUCCGGCGCCAAUCCGGAGUCACCUCCUAACUGCAGUGGGGCCAGGGCCGGAUUCUGAUCUCAGUCAAUCCAGAGUCACCCCCAUCCUGCAAUGGGAUCAGGCCAGAUUCAGAUCUCAGCUAAUCCAGAGUCACCUCCUAACUGCAGUGGGGCCAGGGCCGGAUUCUGAUUUCAGUCAAUCCAGAGUCACCUCCUAACUGCAGUGGGGUCAGGGCCGGAUUCUGAUCUCAGUUAAUCCAGAGCCAAUCCAGAGUCACCCCCUAACUGCAGUGGGGCCAGGGCCAGAUUCUGAUCUCAGUCAAUCCAGAGUCACCCCCUGCCUGCAAUGGGAUCAGGCCAGAUUCAGAUCUCAGCUAAUCCAGAGUCACCUCCUAACUGCAGUGGGGCCAGGGCCGGAUUCUGAUCUCAGUCAAUCCAGAGUCACCUCCUAACUGCAGUGGGGCCA
This is a messenger RNA of Gopherus evgoodei (Goodes thornscrub tortoise), 1606 nucleotides long. RefSeq names its product G protein-coupled receptor 173 (gene GPR173). The record is from RefSeq and is a predicted model, not a curated record. Gene Ontology annotation, molecular function: G protein-coupled receptor activity. Gene Ontology annotation, biological process: G protein-coupled receptor signaling pathway. Lineage: Eukaryota; Metazoa; Chordata; Testudines; Testudinidae. The transcript has a single exon. Gene Ontology annotation, cellular component: plasma membrane. Bases 1 to 1113 code for a protein of 370 amino acids.